CUCUUCAUUAUCCUUGUCUUGACUGUUAGAAUGUGUUUUGUGACUGUUUUUAGGUCGUUACUGGGAGACAGUUCAGAGGUUAAAGAUAAAUCAGUUUUAUGGAGCUCCUACUGCCAUCAGAUUACUUAUGAAGCAUGAGGAAAACUGGGUGAAGAAAUAUGACAGGUCAUCACUGAAGACACUUGCAUCUGUUGGAGAGCCCAUUAACCACGAGGCAUGGGAGUGGUUUCAUAAUGUGGUCGGGGAUGGACAGUGCCCUCUGGUGGACACAUGGUGGCAGACUGAAACCGGCGGGGUGUGUAUUGCCCCACUCCCAGCUGAACCAGGUGCAGAGAUCCGGCCUGCAAUGGCUAUGAGACCCUUUUUUGGCAUACAGCCGGCACUACUCGGGGAGAAGGGACAGAUAUUAAUUGGAAAUGAUGUCAGUGGAGCUCUGUGCAUCAGCCAGCCUUGGCCUGGAAUGGCCAGAACCAUAUUUGGAGACCACCAGAGAUUCGUGGAUGCAUAUUUUAAACCGUACCAAGGCCAGUAUUUUUCGGGUGAUGGGGCGUACCGCACUGAAGACGGUUACUACCAGAUCACAGGGCGGAUGGAUGACGUCAUUAAUAUCAGUGGGCAUCGGCUGGGCACUGCUGAGAUAGAAGAUGCACUGGAUGGACAUCCAGAUGUUCCUGAGAACGCAGUUAUCGGAAUUCCCCAUGAGAUCAAAGGAGAAGUUCCAUUUGCAUUUGUAGUUUUAAAAGAAUCUGCUUCUGAGAACCAGCUUGCUGUUGUGGAAGAACUGAGACACCUAGUGGCUACCAAAAUAGCUAAAUAUGCUGUGCCUGAUCAUUUCCUGGUUGUGAAGCGUCUUCCUAAAACACGCUCUGGGAAAAUCAUGAGGAGGAUCUUGCGUAAGGUCGCCAUGCAGGACACGAGCAACCUGGGGGACGUCUCCACGCUGGAUGACCCCUCCGUCGUUUCAGAGAUCAUCGAGGCCCAUGAACAAAACAGAAGUCAUGCAGCUAGGAAGUAGAAAAAGACUGUUGGAAUGUUGCAACGUUUAUUUUGAGGAAAUGUGAUGACAGGGAAACCGUACAAGUAAUUCACAUGUAAAUGUGAGAGUAUAUAUGUUAGCACACAAAAUGCAUAAAUUGCAGGUUUAAUGCUCUCAUAUGUAGUAAAACUUGCUCAUUGCCACCUAAACUGGAUGUUAGCCUCUCUUUAAGACAACUUGGACAAACCUCUUUUUAAACCAUAAUUAUGAAGUUCUGCACAGUGUUCUUCCUUUAGCCAGAGACUAUGUGGAUUUGCUGUGUCACACCAGUAUUGUUUGCUUGAGAGAUGAUUUUAUUUUUAAGGUGCUCAAUCAGUUUGUAUUCCAUGUUCUCCUUUUUUCCCAGUUGUAUGCCUUCAUUUGCUAAUGUUUGUGACCAGAUGAACAUGAAAUGACUGGUUAACUUACAAGCAAUAUAUAUUACUAUAUAAUUAUGACACGAUGCCCUUAUAUUAUUUAAGUGGAAGUUUAAAUGUUUCCAUCUAAUUAGUAUUUUCAUCUUAUUGGAAUAAACGAGAAAAAUUAAUAAUUCAUAA
This is a messenger RNA of Carassius auratus (goldfish), 1572 nucleotides long. RefSeq names its product acetyl-coenzyme A synthetase 2-like, mitochondrial. Lineage: Eukaryota; Metazoa; Chordata; Actinopteri; Cypriniformes; Cyprinidae. Gene Ontology annotation, biological process: acetyl-CoA biosynthetic process. The transcript has 8 exons. Gene Ontology annotation, molecular function: acetyl-CoA synthetase activity. The coding region runs from base 128 to 1015 and encodes 295 amino acids. Gene Ontology annotation, cellular component: mitochondrion. The record is from RefSeq and is a predicted model, not a curated record.